This is a messenger RNA of Vicia faba (fava bean), 3906 nucleotides long. The record is from the annotation of a GenBank genome assembly. NCBI's taxonomy places the organism in Eukaryota, Viridiplantae, Streptophyta, Magnoliopsida, Fabales, Fabaceae.
AUGUCGCCGGCGCCGAUCAACUCCUCCGAUACAACUCCACAUACUCCUAUUCACUUCGCUCCUUUCAAUGCCGACUCCGUCAAACCUCCUGCCUCCGCCGCACGUGCAAGGUCACGGCCGAGACUGGCGAAACUGAGGAAGCAAUCAGCGUCUCAGACCACAAGGUCGAGGAGCGGAACCACCGCAUCUGCAGUCACCGGUUUCAAUCCUUUUCGCUCUGAUCAGGUAUGUAGUGGUUCCGGUACUUGUGACGCCGGUUUCAAUUCCUUGAACGGUCAUAGCGAGGGUUUUGUUUUUGGUGCUAGGAAGGUUGAUUCUGAUUCUGUUAGGGAUUUGAAUUCCGAGGAGAAAGAAACAGAGGUUAGGAAAAGUGGGAGUGUGGAGUUUGUGUUUAAUGCUGACGAACUUUAUGCUAAAUUGGAUUCAUUUUUUGAUGGAGAGGUAAAGAGUAGUGAGAAUGAGGGGAAGAAUGUUUCUGGUGAGGAAAGGGAGAUAUUAAAUUCGGAACGGGAGAAGGGGGAGGUUAAUGUUACAGGGUUCGUUUUUAGUGCUGGUAGAGGCGAUAAUCCUUCUAAUUUUAAUACAGAAAAGGGAAAGGGAAAACCUAGUGUACCUGUGGGGAAUUCGGAGUUUGAUGAUGGUGGGGAGAGGGAAUGUAAAAAUGAAUUUGUGUUUGGAAUGAAGGAUUCUUCUGGGGACAAGAAUAGAGGUGUUAGAAUGUCUAGUUUUAAUGUAGAAAAGCAGGAAUCUGUUGAUAGCAUGAGAAAUUCGGAUAAUGGAAGCUGUAUUUUUCAUGCUGAGACAGAAACAUACAGUAAUUUUGGUAAUGAUGCUGAUAAGCAUGGUAAUCUGGGUAAUGAUGUUAAGUCUAAGAGUGGAAAUGGAAGUACUAAUGGUAUUUCUUCUACUUAUAAUGACAUUCAUGUAAGUCAAGUAGUAGAUGAGAUUAAUAAGCUGAACAUCAACCGUCCUGAGGGCAUCCAUAUUCCUAGUGAUUCGACAAAUUCACAUGUACAUAGUAGCAAUGGUUUUGUGUUUGGAGGAAGUGACAAUGUUUCUAGCUGUUUCAGUGUUAGUUCAGGAUCUAAUGCUGGAAGUCAACAGUUGCAUACUAAUGACAAUUUUGGUGGGCAAUAUACUGAAGAUGGCAGAACAAGUGAUGUUCAAAAUGGCACUGUUCAUGGUAUCACCCGGGAUGCUGCAGCCGCUGGAAUACCUUGUUCUAAGACAUCCACUAGUCAGGACGGGACCAACAAUUUCCAAUGUGGCAAAAUUCCAGAUUUUCAAGCAUCUGAAGAUGCCCAAGUGAAUGGAGCUGAACAGUCUUAUACGGACUUUAAACCCCCGACAUGGGAUCCUUCUAGUUUUAAAGAAAACUUAUUUUGUAAGUUAAAUGAAAAAUUUGAAUCCACACAAAAGAGUAAAUCUUCCAAAGAAAAAGGAUCAAAAUGUCCGAGGCAAAAAUUGAAGUCACGUUCCUUGAAUAAGAAACAGACAAAGCAAGACCAUUUGCCAAAGGAAACCUGUUCACUUGAAACCCCUGAGUCUUCUGGCGGCUUCUCCCCAAUGGAUUUUUCUCCCUAUCAGGAAGCAUCCGCAGAUGAUCAAGAUGUAAAGGCUUCAGAAGAAUUCAAUAUUCUUCACUCAACAAUUCCUACCGAUUUAAAAGACGAAUGCCCGGCUGCUAUAGGAAGAGAAUAUAUCAACUCAGAUGGUCAGAUAUGUAGAGAUCUUAGUAAUGACGAGUCCUGUUAUGGAGGUUCUUCUGUAGGUGAUGUUCCUUCUUCUGACCCCGAAAUAAUCUGGCCUAAGAUGCAAACUGAAGCGUUCAGUAGCAGUAGUUCUGCCGGUGUUUCUACAGAUGCUGGGAUUGACUUCACCUCUAAAUCUGAAAAGAAAAAGUCUGAUAUAUUUUGUUUUGAUAAUGGUCUGGGUGAUUUGAAGGAGAAAGAUUUUUCAUUUUCGGCAGGGUCCACUGUAGAGAUUACUUCAUUAUUUAAGCCUAAACAGAAGAAGAAAUUUAGGAGGAAAGUGGCUCGUGACUCAUUUGUUAUCUCUCCAAGUGUUAAUGGAAAAUCUGUAUCUUAUGUACAAUUUCCACCACUUACUACUGCCAACAUGUCAGCACAUUCUGAUGUGACAGACAGGUCUCACAUGAAUAAUCAGUUCGAGGAAGAAGGCGAUACGUCAUCAGAUACAAUUCAAGCUGCCUGUUACCAAUGGAGACUCAGGGGGAACCGUGCUCAUAAAGCUAAGGAUCUUUCUAAAGCUGAGGAAUGCUACACACAAGGAAUAGUUUCUGUCCCUUCCAAUAAAAGAUCAGGAUCCUGUAUGAAGCCUCUUUUACUCUGCUAUAGCAACCGUGCAGCAACACGUAUGGCUCUUGGAAGGAUUAGAGAAGCUCUAGAGGAUUGCAUGGUAGCAUCUUCUUUGGACCCCACCUUUCUGAAAGUACAGAUUAGAGCUGCUAACUGCCACCUUUUGCUAGGGGAAGUAGAAAGUGCUCAGCGAUGCUAUAACAAGUGCUUGGAAUCAGGUAAAGUUGUGUGUUUGGAUCGGAGAGUAACAGUUGAAGCAGCUGAAGGUUUACAAAAAGCUCAGGAAGUGGCAAAGUGUAUGAAUGAUGCUGCUAAACUUUUGAAGGAGAGGACUUCUGAGGCAGGUGGUUCUGCUUUAGAACUACUUACAAAGGCAUUGUCAAAGAGUUUAUACUCAGAAAGAUUGCUCCAAAUGAAGGCCGAUGCUCUCUAUCUGCUGCAAAAAUAUGAUGCAGCAAUUCAGCUUUGCGACCAGAGUCUGAGUCUUGCAGAAAAGAAUUUUGCCUUGGCAAACAGUGCGAACAAUUCCAUGGAUGGUAGUUACUUAAGUGUAAAAAUGUGGAGAUGGUCAUUUAUAUCUAAGUGUUACUUUCGUUUGGGGAGGCUUGAUGCAUCACUUAAUGUUAUUGAAAAAUUACAGAAAACAGCAUCUGUCAAUGACAAGUGUAUGAUUGAUAACCUUGAAGACUUGCUGUCAUUAGCUGCUACAAUACAAGAACUUCUAGAUCACAGGAAAGCAGGAAAUGAGAACUUCAAAUUGGGAAAGUAUACAGAAGCAGUGGAGAACUACACUGCUGCUUUAUCUAGUAAUAUUAAAUCACGCCCUUUUGCAGCAAUAUGUUUUGGCAACCGUGCUGCUGCACAUCAAGCUUCAGGCCAAAUUGCUGAUGCCAUUGCAGACUGCAGCAUGGCUAUGGCCCUUGAUGGAAAUUAUGCAAAGGCAAUUUCUAGAAGAGCCACCUUGCAUGAGAUGGUUAGAGACUAUGAACAAGCGGCUUGUGAUAUCCGGAGACUUAUUUCUGUUCUUGGAUCUCAAUCCAAUGAAAAGGCCAAAAAUUUUGAAUCUCCAAAUGGAUCAACUGGUGGCAAAGAAUCAAGGCAAGCUCAACAGCGUCUGCUUACUGUGGAAGAUCAAGCCAAAAUGAGGACCCCCUUGGACUUUUAUCUCAUCUUAGGUAUUAAACCAGCUGAUACAGCAGCUGAUAUCAAGAAGGCAUAUCACAAGGCCGCUCUCAGACAUCACCCUGACAAGGCUGGUCAGUUGUUGGCAAGAAGUGAAGUUGGGGAUGAAGGUCUUUUCUGGAAAGAAAUUUCCCAGGAGGUGCACAAGGAUGCUGAUAGACUUUUCAAAAUGAUUGGAGAGGCAUAUGCUGUACUUUCAGACCCUGCCAAGCGCGCGGACUAUGAUAUGGAAGAGGACAUAAGGAAACUUUAUAAACAAAGUAACAAAGGUGGCGCAUGCAGGAGAUCUUCAGACGUUUAUGGAAAUGGAAGAUCAUCUGAUAGUUAUAGAUCUUCCUAUGACAGAACUUAUAACAGACGAUAUGGACAUUGGAGCACAUAUGGAGAUUCCUAUUCUCGAUGGUAA